UGCCUUGUUUUACCUGCAUCUGUACUUUGACACAUCUGUUAAUAUUAACGUGCAAUCAUUUUCUUGCAAAACUCGUUUAUGUGCAUUCGGAAACAUCAAAAAAUACUGCGAACCGUGAGAGCAAGAAGUUGUUGCAAAAAUGUCUGAGCUACCCGUGUUGAUCAGUCGUGACGAGGUUAUGCGAUUUCUGCAAAACGAAGACUUGAUACCGCGGCUAGAGGCGGUUUUAGGAAAGUUUUCGGAGAGGAAUAACGCAGAAGUAAUACAGCCUCUGCGGACAACUAUCCCACUUCAGAAAUACAACGGAUUUCUUGGGAUAAUGCCUGCAUAUGUGGCCCAUGAAGACAUAUUAGCCACAAAGAUGGUAUCAUUUUACCAGCGAGACAAGGACUCAGUUUUACCUGCACAUCAAGCCACAGUACUGCUGUUUGACCCAGAGCGGGGAAAUGUCAGAGCCGUAAUGGAUGGGACAGUGAUCACAGAGAAAAGGACAGCAGCAGUUUCAGCUAUUUCUGCUAAACUGCUAAUGCCAGCCAGAGCAGAGGUUCUGUGCAUUCUGGGUUCAGGACCUCAAGCUGUCAGCCAUUAUGAGGUCUUCACAGAGAUGUUCUCCUUCAGAGAGAUACGUGUGUGGAGUAGGAGGAGGGAGAGAGCGGAGCAGUUUGCCAGUGCUCUCCAAGGCCCUGUGACUGUGUGUUCCUCUGUGAAAGAUGCUGUGGAGGGGGCUGAUGUCAUAAUCACAGUGACUAUGGCAACAGAACCUGUGCUGCUGGGCGAAUGGGUGAAGCCAGGGGCUCAUGUUGCUGCUGUGGGAGCGUGCAGGCCAGACUGGAGGGAGCUGGACGAUGCUCUGAUGAGAGAAGCCGUAGUGUAUGUGGACAGCAGGGAAGGAGCCGCGGCUGAAUCGGGAGAUAUCAUUCUCUCUGGGGCCAGUGUAUUUGCAGAGCUGGGAGAAGUCAUUAAUGGAACCAAACCUGCUGAAAGAGAGAAGACCACUGUGUUUAAAUCUCUGGGGAUGGGAAUUCAAGAUGCAGUAUCUGCCAAACUUGUGUUUGACCAAUGGAAGAGCCAGCAGUUAAGGGCUAACACCAAAGCUCCAUGAACACUUAUUUCACAGUGACAGUCACUGUAAUGUUGCCAUUCACUUGGGAAAAUCAAACAUCAUAUGCAUGAAACUCAGUAGCAACAAACAGUAUAAACAUUUUACAUUUCACAUUUUUUCAAUAU
Molecule: messenger RNA, 1227 nt
Organism: Megalops cyprinoides (Indo-Pacific tarpon)
Lineage: Eukaryota; Metazoa; Chordata; Actinopteri; Elopiformes; Megalopidae
Product: ketimine reductase mu-crystallin-like
Exons: 8
Coding region: 140-1102 (320 amino acids)
Biological process (GO): thyroid hormone metabolic process
Cellular component (GO): cytoplasm
Molecular function (GO): thyroid hormone binding
Source: RefSeq, a predicted model, not a curated record